CUGCACUGAUCACAGUUUUCAGCAGAGGAGAAUGCGACAUAGUGUGGGCAGUGUCAGGUAUCAAAUGUUCCACUAAAAAGUCCCAAAAUGAGAUUUCCAGUGAAGAUUGUUUGGCUUACAUUAUGGACUGUUUGUGUAGCACAAGAUUGUGAAGAGCCUCCUCCAAAAAAAGAUCCAGAAAUUCUGACAGGUUCCUGGUCUGACAAAUCACAUCCAGAAGGUACUCAGGCUAUAUAUAAAUGCCGCCCUGGAUUUAGAACUCUCGGAACUAUUAUACUGGCAUGCAAGAAUGGAAGAUGGGUGCCCCUUCAUCCAUCCAGGAUAUGUCGGAGAAAGCCCUGUGGACAUCCUGGAGACACUCGCUUUGGUUCUUUCCAGCUCACAGUAAGAGAAGAGUUUGAAUACGGAGCAAGGGUUGUUUAUACAUGUGAUACGGGGUAUCAAAUGCUAGGUUCAGUUAAUUACCGUGACUGUGAACCAGAUGGAUGGACCAAUAAUAUUCCUAUAUGUGAAGUUGUUAAGUGUUUACCAGUAACAGAACCAGAGAAUGGGAGAGUUAUCAGCGAUGCACUGGAACCAGACCAGGAAUAUUCUUUUGGACAAGUGGUACAGUUUCAGUGUAAUUCACGCUUCAUGCUAGAUGGACCUAAACAAAUUCAUUGUGCAGCAGAUGGUAUGUGGAGUGGAAAAACACCAAAAUGUGUGGAGAUUUCCUGCAAAUUACAAGAAAUUAAAAACGGGUAUGCUGUAUCUCCAGACAAAAUUUAUAAGGAGAAUGAGCGAUUUCAAUAUAAAUGUAACAAGGGUUAUGAAUACAAUGAAAGAGGAGAUGCUGUAUGCACGCAAAAUGGAUGGAGUCCAAGUCCUUCAUGUAGAGAAGUCACGUGUAAUCCUCCUUAUAUUGCAAAUGGUUUCUACACACCUCAAAGGAUUACCCACAGAAGUGAAGAUAAAAUCAGCUACGGAUGUAAAGAUGGCUUUUACCCUGCAACCAGGGGAAAUACGGCACUAUGUACUAGCAGUGGCUGGUCACCUACGCCAAGAUGUAGCUUAAAGCCUUGUGAUUUUCCAGAAAUAAAAAAUGGAUAUCUACACCAUGAAAAUUAUUAUAAACCAUACUUUCCAGUAGAGAUAGGAAAAUAUUUCUACUACUACUGUAAUACGGGUUUUGUGACUCCUUCACAACAUUCUGGGGGUUACAUAACAUGCACAAGAGAAGGAUGGUCACCAGAUGCCCCAUGCCUCAGUAAGUGUCAUCAUUUAGAGCAUCAAUCUGUAGAUGUUCAGUGCAAUUCUGGCUACAGUCUUCCAAAUGGACAAAGCACAAUUACAUGUACAGAGUAUGACUGGUCCCCUCCUCCCAAAUGCAUCCGUGUCAAAAAAAUUCCAUGUUCUCAACCACCUCAGAUUGAAAAUGGAACAAUUAAUUCAACUAUAUUUUCAGAAGAAAGGAAAGAAACAUCCAAACCCAGAUUCUACCCACAUGGCACUAAAUUAACUUAUAUUUGUGAAGAUGGUUUCAAGCUAUCUGAAGAAGAUGAGAUAACAUGCCACAUUGGAAAAUGGAGUUCUCUACCUCAGUGUGUAGAUAUUUCCUGUGGAAAUCCACCUGAAGUGGAAAAUGCUAAUAUUAUCUCAAAACAGAUGACUAGGUAUCCACCUGGAGGGAGAGUCUGUUAUAAAUGUAACAAACCUUAUUCCCUGUAUGGAGAGGUAGAAGUGAUGUGUCUGAGUGGAAGCUGGACAAAAGCACCUGAGUGCAAAGAUUCCGAAGGAAGAUGUGUUCCUCCACCUAUUGAAAAUGGAGACACAACUUCAUUCCCAUUACCUCCCUAUGCUCAAGGAUCAACAGUUGAGUACCAAUGCCAGAAGCUCUAUGAACUUCAGGGUAACAAGUAUAUAACAUGUAGAAAUGGACGGUGGUCAGAACCACCAAAAUGCUUAGAUGCAUGUGUAAUAUCAGAAUAAAGGAUGGAAAAACAUAACAUACGGUUCAAAUGGAAACGUGACAAAAAACUUUAUUCCAAAACAGACGAUGUUGUUGAAUUUACUUGUAAAUGGGGAUAUAGACCAACGACACCAAGAGAGACUUUUCGAGCAACAUGUCGGGGAGGGAGGUUGUAUUUUUCUUCUCAUUUGAUUCUAGGAAUUUUUUGAUUCCAUCUCAGAUUUCUUC
Messenger RNA from Trichechus manatus latirostris (Florida manatee), 2176 nucleotides. RefSeq names its product complement factor H (gene CFH). Lineage: Eukaryota; Metazoa; Chordata; Mammalia; Sirenia; Trichechidae. The record is from RefSeq and is a predicted model, not a curated record.